Molecule: messenger RNA, 8915 nt
Organism: Biomphalaria glabrata
Lineage: Eukaryota; Metazoa; Mollusca; Gastropoda; Planorbidae
Exons: 7
Coding region: 923-3766 (947 amino acids)
Biological process (GO): positive regulation of transcription by RNA polymerase II; negative regulation of transcription by RNA polymerase II; cell fate commitment
Molecular function (GO): zinc ion binding; RNA polymerase II cis-regulatory region sequence-specific DNA binding; DNA-binding transcription factor activity, RNA polymerase II-specific
Source: RefSeq, a predicted model, not a curated record
GCUUUAAAGUCAAUGAGAAAUAGUGCUAUAUAGAAGGCAAUCUCUGAAUGUUUGGCGUCAUAAAUAGUGGAGACUCUUAUAUGUGUUGUAGCUUUAAGGAGAUAUGUGCUUAACAUACCGUUGCUGUGCUCUAGCUUUACGGAAUCGUGUGUUUAACAUACCGUCACUGUGUUCUGAAGGAUCUGUGUUCCCUGUGUGUUUGACAGUGUGUUUGAUUGUUUGUUAUAAUGUCAGUUGAAUCUGUUUGGAUCAAUAUUUGCAAUUCAUUAUCGGCGAUUACUGACUGUUAAGUGUCUCUCGUGUAGAGUCGUUUUACUGCCAACUUCAAUGUUUUUCUUCAUUUUGACCAACACGAUCGUAUCUUCAAUGAAGUCGCAAUAAAAUUUUUUUGAUACACGCUUCAGUAUACUAUCUUACCAAGCAGAACACACUCACACACACAUAAAAUACACACACACACGCACAAACUACACAUACACGCACAUACACACGUGACCGCUGGCAACUGUUUCUUGCUGGUUCUGCAGAUUGUGUCAACCAAACGCUUCAGAACACGAAGAAGAAAAAAAAAAGCAACGUCCUUCCUCCUCCCCUUCUGCGCAUGCCCGGACUCACGUUAUCAGUGACGUCACCCAAUAGCAAAAACGAGGUCCAAAUCGGGAGAGGCAUAAACGCCCCGUAGGUUUAUGGUAUCUUGGCGCGACCGAUCUUUACAACCUGGGAGCCCUAUCUUAUCUGCCGGCUGUAAGUUUCUGUUGACAAAACUGAUAAUUUCAGGAGCAGAAAAGAAGAAAAAAACAACAACAUCGAUUAUAUGAAAACAACAUAAAGCAUUUAUCUGUACAAUAGUCUCUUUUGCUCUCCCUUGGUGAAGUUUAUUUUUGCUUUGGAAGAAGUAAAGGCGCGCUCACACUGUCAUUAGAUGACGUCAUCCAUGUCACAAGGGGAGCAUUGGAAGUCUCGCGCCAUCGCCAGCUCAUCUCCCACGCAUCAUAUCAUCGAGCGCCCCUCUGGCACUCCCAACUCAGCGCAUGGGGCCUCGAUGACGCCCCGGCAUUCACCCUCGGCGCCUCAAAGUGUUAACUCGGCUUCAUCCUCACCAUGCUCCCCUUCGGAAUCCGCCCCUCCCUGUUAUCGGAGGGCGUCCCCUCAUCAAGAGGGCUUGGUCGUGGUCAAAACGGAAGUGAGGGAGACCAAAAGCCCCGCAUCAUCAUCACGUGACCAGGGCGCCACCAUUCAGAGAGUUGUGCAUUCGGAGUACGCUGCUCACCGGAAACACCUAGCCAGCUUCCAUGACUCUGGGAGUAGGUCUGAGUUCCACGACCAGAAACCAAUUCUGAAAGACUCUUACGGUGCGGAUAGAUUUCAUACAGACGAAUUGGGCCCACCUCCUCCGCAAGCCGUGGAGGUGUCCGCUGUGGGUCAGGAUUACAUCAACACAAUAAAUCCUUCUGUAGGCAAUGUCCCAAAAUCUGCGUAUUCUUCAAUUUUUAGGUUUCAACAAGCCACAGACGCUGGCUUAGAAGGAAAAAAUACGCCCCCGUCAUACUCAGAGCUUCAUAGUCACGAUCAACCCAGGCCUUCGCCCACUUCUAAGACUACGCCCCUCUCGUCUCACCUGACUCCAUUAGGAAGUUCCUAUUCGGUCACACAAGGAGGCAACACCCUUUUGAACCACCAGCUGACGCCAUUGGGCCCACCGAACGCCUCGUCAUCUCAAAUACCAGCAUCCUACAGACACCCCGCGCAAUCGAGCCAGUUCGAAUCCUUGCUGCUUCCCCAGGAGGACGUGGAGGUCUUCUUUGAAAGGCUUGACCGCCCUGGAGCUGCCUCAGCGUCGCACGAUGGUGUGCGACAAGCCAUGCCCGUUCAGCAGUACGCCGUAGGCGGUGACUCGGAAGGCACGAGCUACGCCAACUUGUCGAAUUCCUCCCUCGGUGGGGGUCAAUACUACCUGGCACCUAACCAGAUGAGACGCAUUUCUUACUCUACCAGCGGCGGGCACCAGCUGAACUCGUAUCCUUCCCCCCUGUUCACUUCUCAAAGAUCUAACGCCCACACUCCCACGGCUGCUGGAUACAACAACGGUCAUGCCCAGUCCCCGGUACCGUCCAUGUGGGUGUCUCCCAACGAAAGCGUGUAUGCUAACCUCAACCCACCUCUUUCAGACGCCAUGAAGUACGAGUACUCCGGGCAGGAGGGGGCCAGCAGUGUCGUGUCAGUACCAAGGACAGAGUCCGUUCUGACUCUACAGCUGUCUAGGCAAGAUAGUUACGGGGGGCGCCUUUUUAGUGGCGGUGGCGGAACUGGUGGAGGAGGUAUAAGCGAGGCGUACAUAAACCCAGAACUGCCCACAUGGAGUUAUACAGUCAUGCCGGAUCGAAGUCUGAAAGAGGGCACAGAUGAGUACUACGGGGCCGUGGAGGGGCGAGAAUGUGUCAACUGUGGCUCCAUCUCCACACCCCUGUGGCGGAGGGACGCCACGGGCCACUACCUGUGCAACGCAUGCGGCCUGUAUAGCAAGUCGAUCAAUGGCGUGCCGCGCCAGCCAAUGGAGGACGAGAGCUCCGUCACGCCCCCGCUGCAGACCACCCCCACCAGCCCGCCUCCGACGCAGGCAACGCCCCAGCUGGCGAUGCAGCGCAGCUUAGGCGGAAAUGCGUACAAAGGCUCAGAUGACGAGGACAGCAGGGUGAAAAGAAACACAGAUUUGAGUAAAUUCGAAAAGUCGGGUCAACGACGUAUGGGACUCUGCUGCGCCAACUGCAACACGACCACCACCACCCUGUGGAGGAGGAACGGCGAAGGCGAGCCGGUGUGCAACGCUUGUGGACUUUAUUACAAGCUACACCAGGUUAACCGUCCCUUGUCUAUGAAGAAAGAUGGCAUUCAGACUCGAAAAAGAAAACCCAAGUCUUCUGGGAAGUCGAAAGGAGGAUCCAAAGAGCAGCAGCAGCAGCGAAUUCAACAACAGCGCCAGCAGCAGCAGCAACAACAACAGCAGCAACGACAGCAGAACCAACAUCUCCCUCAGCAACAGCAGCACCACGGCGCCUAUUUGGAUUACGGAGCUGCUGUCCAGAUGCAACAACAGCAAAACCACCAUCAUCACCACCACCAACAGCAGCAACAGAGCCAUCUUCAGCAGCAGCAGCAGCACGCGCACCCGUCAAUGAUGACGGGAGGGGAUCACGACGUCAAUCACGUGGUUGGUGACAUCACUUCCUACGCUCAGCCCCAGCAUACGAGAACACAUGACCUUUUGGACCUGACACUGUCACGCUCGCAAAACGGACACGUGACAGAGCUAAAGCCUUUGCCAUCUUACUCAUCCUUGUAUACAUCACAUGGCGGCCAUAGCAACGGAGGGGCGAAUGACUCUAGCAGCCUCGGCAGCCAUACCAGCUCUAUCUGCCAAAGCAACUCAGCAGUCCUGGCCGCGCUGGCCUCCCCUACAGUCUCACACCACGCCACCCUCCUGCCCAUCUCCAGCCUGACCCCUUCAGGGCGCCAGAUCCUCGCCUCAAACUCCAUGGCGCACAUGUCGUCGGCGCACCCGUCGGAGGCGCACCCUUCCGUCAUCGGGCGCACCUUCUCGCUAGACGGUAUCAUUGUGAAGCAGGAACAGGACGCAGUGUACACGCCCUCGCCACCUAAAGCUGUUCCGGUUAUGACGUCGGACGGGUCCAACGAUGAUGACGUCACAAUUCAUGGACUGACCGGAAGUGAGAUUCUCCAACUAAAGUCAAGUACAGUUAGCCUCUAAUACCAGAAUUAUGUACAUAUUUCAUUUUUUUUUGUUUAUACCAAAUUAAGAUAUAUAAAAAAAAUUAUGUAUGUAUUUAUUCAUAAUAAUAUACAUGUUAAAUACAAGGGUCGGCGAAGUGUGGCUCUCGUGUCAAAGAUGGUACGCAGGUAGAGUUUUAAAUAGAAACAGAUAUGACCCAUAUCCUAUAACUAGAAACUAGAACACUCGUAAAACAGAGCCGUGAGAUUUAUAACAAACGAAUAUUCCCAUUUGAUUAGAGCAUUAGUAAAAUCACUUAAUUUUGAGACACUUCAGGACAGAAGACUAAAAAGUAAAAGUAGAAAUAAGACAUAAAACACUAAACCAAUACUUAUAAAUACAAAAAAAACACAACCUAAUGAAAUACUCAGAAGUACUCAAUGGUAAAGGCACACUUCUUAUUCCAUAUGCUAGGACAUAUUCAUACAAAUGCUCAUUCUACCCUAAUGCUGUGUCAAGAGGCCUGUUCAUGAGAUUGUAAAAACUUGGACUUCACACUCUCACUCGUGUAGAUCAUGACAACUUCAUCAUAUUCAACUUACAUUCAAAAUGCUUUUUAAAUUUCCUUCAACUAAGCAGGGCCGGCUCUAGUAUGCUGUAGGUUCUGUUCUGUACAAGCUGCGCCGUGCCAUUGUGUGGUGUAGUUAGAGGCGUAGCUAGGGUGGGGGAGGAGGGGGAGAAUUUGAAAUCCCCCCCGGGCCCCCAUAUGGAGGGGGGGCCUAAAGAGUGCUUUUUACAUUAAAAAUAAAAAUUAUAUAUUAAGCAAAAUGCAGGGACUCCCCAAACUUUGAAAAAUUUCUAGCUACGCCCUUGGGUGUAGUCUAUACUAGCUAAUACGAGGAUUUCCCCUCCCCCCCCCCCCAGGCCAGUUCCUGGUGUAAGUUUAGCCUCAUUACGAGUCAUUUAUACUUUCAAAACAUUAAAUCUGAUUAGAUCCUUAGGACUAAUAAUAUACCAAACGAAAGAAAAAAUAUUCAUUUAUAUAAACAAGUAUACAUACAUAUGAUAAAGUCAGCUAGUCAUUACAAUAAAGAUUUAUUUUUUUUAAGGUAUAAAUAUACUUAGUUAAAAAAAAAUUAAAAUACUACUUGCAAGAUUAAUUUGCCGACCCUUGACUAUGGUUUGAUAAAAUGACAGGGUAUAUGAUCAUUGAGUUAUUUAAGCUGUCCAUUUGUUCGGUGAAAAUAUUUGUCGUUAAAGGCUUUGUUUUGCUGCGCAUAAUUAAUACACAUUUACCUAAUUUUAAGUCCCAAAAUAACAAUUUUGUUUAUUUUUUAUAAAUAAUUUAACACCUAAAUUUUGAUUACAGUAAUUUUAAAAUUAUAUUUAAAAAUAAUUUGAUGAUUUUUAGCCACUUUAAACAAAUAUUUGUUUGAUAGUUUCAUAUAUAAUGACAUUAGUAGCCUAGACUUUUAGAACUGUAUUUUUUAAACUAAUGUUGUUAUUGUUUUUUUCAAUUGUAUAUAAAUACAAGAUUAUUUUUUUUCUAUUUAUGCAGUGGUGAAGCUAGAAUAUUAAAGGUAUUUGGAGAGACUUUUCCCAAGAGUUUUUCCUAAGACUUUUUUAAAAAGUUGUACCAAACUCUAUACAUCAAUAUAUACAAAGACUUAUUCUUUCAUCAAAUCAGAGAUGGGGGAGGGAGGCUAGGCAAUGAAUGAUUAUGACUUCAAAUGUGGUUAAUGAGGCGGAUUUGAGCCCGAAACGUCUGGCUACUAGCUAAGUGUACUACCGUAGCUGGUGCUCCGAGAGCUGCGGGAAAAUGUGUCUACAGUGUCACGUGAGUUAUGAGGUACUUCGACAAACAACAGACUUUCUUAACAGGCCACUACGAGAGGCCUAGGCCUUCCUGCCUUGUCCUCAAUCGGAGUUCAUCCCUUGUGCCUUUAGUGAUAGGCGUAUCUUUUUGUUUCUGGAGUCUAGUUCUGCUUGUCUAGAGCGUUAGUCCUUACAACAAGGCUACGCUUACUAGUAGGUAUUGUCAAUGUUGAACGCCCAAAAGGGCACUUUGAGGGUGUUUUUGAAGCAUUUACCUUCCCCCACUGCUCGCUUUUCCCUUUUGCUGGCCUCUUAAGGAUGCUCGAUUCAACGUUCUGGAGGAGACGUGUCCAGCUUGCCGAAUUUGAAACCGCAUUCGACACACUUUGCGGAACUUCAGGAAACAAAAAUGUUCGCAAAUCUUAAAGUUCAGGGAUACAAAAAAGCUGUUAAUGGUCACCAAGAAAACACAAAUUUUGAAAAGUCAAUUUAAUUUAAAGAGAAAUAUCCUAAUCAACAAUAGCAUAGGGCCACGCAGCGGAUCGUGACUUAACACCAAUACACAAGAUGAAUCACUCUUACCUUAUUUACUUCAUUUCUACGCCGGUCCGUAGAGAAGACUAAUUAGACGAAUCGAAAACAAUAGUGGGUCAAUUAUACCAGGCUGUUAGACAUUGUGCAGACAUAAUUUAAAUGUUUUAAAUUUAAAUUCAAACGUUCAGGAUCUAACAAAUAGUAGAAGUUAGUUCCGUCUAGCAGAGAAGUGUUUAUUAAUGGCCUACAUUUUCAAAUACAAAUACUGUUUUGAUUUACGCUAUUAAACAUUGUCUCACCGCUAUAUAUAAUAACAUUAGAUAUUGGCAGGGCCGGAUUUAAGUAUGUAGAGGCCAGGGGCAGAGUUUUUGUGGAGGCCCCUACACUUUUUUUUUGAAAUAUCAACUUAUAAAUAAAAAUACCUACUAAUAUAUAAAAGCAUGCAAUAUUAUAAAAAAAUGUACUUGUAAAUUAAACUUAAUUUUCCUUUAAUUAAAUUAUUUAAUUUGCAUACUUUAGUAACAAAAAAUAUAAAUUUUUAGGGUUAACGCUAUGUAGUCCAUCCAGAGCUAUUGUUGUAUACCACGAGUACACUAUUAGCGGACACAGUUUAACCCCCGACAGUGUUGCCAACAGUAAAAUCUGUCCAAAUAUGGAAUUUUUUUUCUAUAUUGUGGGGACACCUUCCUUGUGGGGGCCCCUAGGGCAGUAGCCCCUCCUGCCAUCCCUCAAAUCCGGCCCUGGCUAUUGGUGUGUCUCACUAUUAGACCACUGGGCCGUGUUAAGACCUACACAGAUUUCUAAGUUCGCCACUACAUAUGAUGUCUGUCUUCUCUCACCACUACAGCAAACCAAUGGAACUUCCGCUUAAAGUUCGUCGCCAUGGCAACACCCUAACGCAUAAUUAUCAAUGUCUCCUUAAUUAUUACUAUUAAUUUUUUUUUAAAAUUUGUUUGCUUCCGGGUCUCUUGUUAUCAGGGUACACAACUGUAUUAUUAUUGCGUCAUUUUGAAUGUAUCAAUCACAUUUUACACACUAUAAGUCAUGCAUAAUGUUUGAAGUCGCUGUAAAUGCUUUGUGCGACACUGAGAGCCAUGAAUGCUGUGAAUUCACAUUUUUUUAUAGAACUAUAAUAUAAUCAGCGUGUUAUGAAGUUAUAUAAUAAGUCUAUUUCCAUUGUUUGCUUGCCCAAUGUUAUAUGUUUAUUGAUUUAUUUGUCUCACCAAGACAGUCACUGUAGAUUUACUUCAUGUUUCAGUCGUUUUGACAUCUUUUUGUAAAUAUUUUAGUUUGGAAACUACAUUUUUUUAAAAGUUCAACAUGUGAAAUAAAAAAAUUAGUCAUGUUUUUCAACACAACAAGCCAUCAAUAAGGUCAACACAAGGCGGACCUUUUUCAUUCAUUUAUUUUUUUUUUAAUUUAACAUGAAUGUACUUUUCCAUUGUGACGAAAAUCUAAAUAAAUUCACGUGUGUGUAUGUGUUCGGGCGUGUGUGUGUGUGGGGGGGGGAGCUCAAAUGGACACCGGAAGCAUUGAGAGGCCUAUGUCUGUGUGUGUGCAUGUAUGUAUGUUGGUAAUUAAUAAGCAAAUUUAUUGUUCCUGAUUAAAGAUGUGAUACAUACAGUCAAAUGAAAUGCCGCUAUCACGAACAGAUUGAAAUAGAAAAGGACAAUAUAUCAAUAAUAUUUUUCUUUUUUUUCCCCCUACAGCUGAAUGUACACGAUUUAGAGAUUUUUAAAAAUUUGAAUUCAAGGGUGUUAACACAAAGAAAUGGGACACAUUGUUUCAUACUUAUCAAUGAAGGAGAAUUGUUUUUUUUUUUUUUGUUGACAAUGUAUCAGUAAGGAUAUUAUCUUACUGACGUUAAGCUUUUAGUUUCUUGCACGGUCGUCUUGUGGGGAGGCACCUUCACUAGACUCUUGGACAGAUUGAACACAUUGACAUUUUGUAGUAUUUCUAAAUCUCUUUUUUUUAAUUUUAUUAAUGAGACAUAGAAAAAUAAAAGAAAAAGCAGAGUGUGAAAGAUCGCUGGAACUGAUUGUCUGAGAGAGAAUUAGAGAGAGAGGGUGAGAGAGUGUGGUGAGAGAGAGGGGUGAGAAAGAAAGAAAGAAAGAAAGGGAGAGAGAAAGAGAGAGAGGGUGACUAAGGAGGGAUAUGUCCUGUACAUUACUUUGACAUAGACUCAUUAGCGUUCCGUUUAAAGGAAAUAAUCCAUAGAGCCACAUUGUAGUCCUUUUUUUUUCUUUUUUUCCAAAAAAGUAUUUCAAGUUAAGGAAUAAAAUAAAAAUAUUUGGCUCUGAGCAGUCAAUGAAUCCGUUGGUUAUGCCUAACAUUAUUAUCUUUUUUUUAAUGACUGGCUCCCCUACCACCAAAGCGAAAGCCACCUUAACCUGCGAUAUAUGUGGACGGGAGUGUCUCUCCGAAAAAAGAGUUCCACAUUCACAUGAAAAAGUGUUCUUGUUCUACGAGACGAACCAUAGUCGUGACGACCGAAAGAGGCCAACUAGUCUAGUAGGCUUUUAUGAAACUAGUAAUGAUAAUAAAUAAAUUCUACAACAUUAAUUAAAAUAUUUUUGUCUCUGUUGUUGGAUCUUCACUAUUUGUACAAGUACAUUUUAAAUUUAAAUUGAUUAGUUUUUUUAGCCUCGUUCGGUCUAUAUGUAAUUCUGCAUUUUUGUUUGUUUGUUGUUGCGCCAAAUGGAGGGUCGAUGGUUUCAAGAAGAAGAGUUAAAAAAACAACAACAACUAAGAGAUAUAUUUCAAUGUAUUUAUUCAUAAGCCAAUUUAUUCAUAUAUUUGUAAUUAUUUCUUUUAGCAAUAAAAAUUAAAUACAAGGUGA